Molecule: messenger RNA, 8792 nt
Organism: Pocillopora meandrina
Lineage: Eukaryota; Metazoa; Cnidaria; Anthozoa; Scleractinia; Pocilloporidae
Source: the annotation of a GenBank genome assembly
GUUGCAUUAAUAGUGGAAGUACGCCCUCAGAGAGUUGUCCCAUCGUUUCACGCAACUCAACUCUUGCAAGCUCCAAAAGGACAUUAUGUGGAACUGAGUUUCUCCUUGAAGACUUCAAAUCCAACACCAUGCAUUGAUGACAUGUACCUUGAGGUUCGCGAUGGAUACAACAAGUCUUCCAGUAUUCUUGGUGUAUUUUGUGGGAGAAACAUUUCUGGUGUUGUGCGAUCCAGCGGACAGAGCUUGUGGUUGAGAAAAUCAGAUACAUUCAAUUACCAUUUCAGCGGUUCGUACAGUAACAAAACAGCUAAUGCAACAGGCAAGUAUUGACUAAAUGAAUUUUUUUAACCCACUGAAAGACACAAUGUGCAUUUGGGGAGUUUUACACCUCUGAUAAAAGAAAAAUGGCCAUAGCUAGUGCUUCUUGUACUCAACUGCUUUUGUAAUUGCGAAGAAUAAUUAUUUUUUUAUUUUUUUCCAGUCAAACCCAACCUUGAUAAAGUGGCCGAGACUCAGUUCGUUCUUCUCAAUCAUUCCUCAUCUCUUUGGUGUCCAGCAAAAGGAGCACCGGCGCCGGUCAUUGUUUGGAGAAAGAACGGCACUGUGGUACAGAACAGUACAAGUGUACAGUAUAAGCUGAACAUCACUGGAGAAAACAAUGACGAUUACAGUUGUGAGGUGAACACACAGGAAGUUUUUGACAAGAAACGAAUCCGUCUUGUCAUCGAGAGUGAGUUUUAGUUAUAAAAAUGUGAUUCUUAACCUAAUAAGGCUAGGAGGGAAAUAUAUCGCAAAUUGCAGAGUUUCUAUACAUUGGUAGUAAAUUAACAAAUCCUAACGCUUUUUAACCUGUCUUCGCACCUAAAAGGCUGACACAAUAGUUUUGUUGAUCCAGCAUAAAAUUCUCUUGCCUUAGACUGGAUUGUUAUUGACUGUUACAGGGUAAUCUAGUAUUAUCAACUGAGUUGAUGUCGUAAAGUGGCCACCGUGAAGAGUUUGAAAGCUUACGUUUCGAGCUUUAGCCCUUCGUCAGAGCGACAGACGCAGCACCACAGAUUCUCUUGGAACUUACCCGCUUUAGUAUUGAGUGUUCAUGAGGAACUUUGAGGCUUUUUCAGAGGACUCAAAUGCACUCCUGCAGCAUUUCCGACAAAAUAGACAAACAGGUAUUCACUAACUUACCUCAAACGAUACGAUGAUAAAAGCAUAUCUUUUUCCUUUCUUUCUAGGGUGUCCAGAUCCCUGCCGGUGUACCACGGCAGUUGGAAUUAUGCGCGCCGUUACCCGCGUUGAAUGUGAAAGAAAACGUUUACAGUCUGUUCCACGUCACUUGCCCUUUUCUACGGAGAAAUUGUAAGUAUCAGUUCUUCUUUUUUUUGAUAGGUUGGGGGGGAGGAUGGGGGCGAGGGGAAAGGAAUACACGAACUUGAAACGGUCGACUUUACUCAAGGAUACUAAUCCCCCAUUCAGGAAUUUGGAUGACAACCAAAUAGAGGAGCUCCCACCUGGAGUCUUCGAUAACAACACCGAGUUGGCCAUCUUGUGAGUAGACAAUAUAUAUGCUUAUGUUGAUAAUGACGCGCAAUGAGUUACGUAUUGCUUAAUGUCUGACGCUUGGUGGGUGUAGUCAGUUAUGAGCCAUGGCAGUAAAACAGGGGGGGUUGGUUUGUUGAUUGGCAAUGUUGAAUAGAUGGAGGUAACCAAAACAAGGCUAUCACAGGAUGUUGGUGAUCUAGAUGCAACAAUUUCAUUUGCUAUCUCUGUGCAGUUUUGAUUGUUUGUUUGUUUGUUUUUGUAUUCGUCCUAUUUACAUACGCUACAUAUCCUGUUCGGCCAUUGUGAUAAAAUGAGGCAGGGAGAAUACGGAAGGUGAUCCUCCUCGCAGAUUUUCUCGCUUUAGCUGUAUAGCGUCGCCCACCCCUCCCGCCUCUUUCCUCUCUUUACCAACACAGCAGUAAUACUCUCUUGUGUGGUGGCUAAACAAAGUUUCAACUCCUUUAGAUGGCUACGCAGGAACAAGAUCAGGAAGUUACGAGAUGACUCAUUUUCUCAGUUGGUCAAGCUGCGAAUGCUGUAAGUUACAACCCUUAAAUAUUCCCAUGUUACACAGGCCAAUUACAAGAAAACCACGUUCAGAUAUAUGUACGACUAACUCAGCGAGUCAACCUUUGACACAGAUAACAAGUUCAAUGGCCGUCAACUAAGUAUUUUCCUUUUUUCAUCUGAGAGUUAAGUAACAACCUUUUCUCAGGAGCUUAGAAAAGAAUCAGAUGAAGCAGCCACCAGCUGGAGUCUUCAAUAGAAAAACAGAGAUGACCCUCUAGUUAACAACCAAAUCAUACUUCAGCACACCAGUAUCCAAAAUAUGCCCAAAUAAUUGUCCGCAGACAGAGCACGACGCUCGAGGGAAACUGAGAGCUUCGAGGAACAAAGGAGCCAGGUGGGAUCAGUCAUCAUCCAUUAGGUUUAAAGGGGGGACUACCAAAAUUGACUGCAUAAAAUUGCCUAGACUACCUGCAUAGCCUUAUGGGGGAUCAGUUGAAUUUUAUAAUGACACAAACAAAAUUCUCUGACCCCUGCCCCCCGCCCACCCAGAGGAUAAAUGAUGACCGGUUUCUAAGGUCUCGAGAGCUUUCGCUUUAACUCCCAGGGUCUUCUUCAGAAGGAGAGGAGUCUGGAAAGAAGUUAAGAGUUAAUUUCUAUUUCCACAGAUGUACUUUCCAAACCAUUUAGGUCUGUUAAAAUUUUAUGAGCUGAUUAAUGUGCUUUAUUUUUGUUCGGUAAGGGACUCUAUAGCACUAUUUACGAUGUUUUUACCCAUUUUCAGUUCUUCAUUCAACGAAGAUACAAAAAAAGAUAGUGAGAAAAAUACGAUUUAUCCGUCAUCUCAUGGACGUUUUCUCAAAAAUGAAAACGGCUGCAAAGAAAAAAUAUUGCUUAACUUUUACUUACUCUAGGAAUCAUAAUUACCAAUGAAUGAGAGAGAUCCUAAAUUAAGUUAUGUUCAUUUCUUAGGUAUUUAAAUGGAAACCAAAUCAAGGAGCUACCACCCGGAGUCUUUAAAAACAAUUCCGAGUUGUUUUACCUGUAAGUAACAGAUUAAUAAGUUUAUAUAUUAAAUUGUGUUUGAUAUGAUCUGAAAAUCACCUUAAUACAGUUUAAUCUCCUUGACUCUGGUAUUGAGCUCUUUGUUUGAGUUUGCUCCAUAUAGAGUUGGUAAAAUUAUCCUUUUUCUCUAAAACUGAGCGUACGGGUAUUUAAACUCAGGGGCCGUUCGACAGCCACAAUAUGCGAGUAAGAGAGAGUGGCAUCAAUCGUAGAACCUUCGAGUUAAAACAGAUUCAAAUAUCUUUUUUUAUCAGUUACUUAAAGAGAAUUUCUUAACUGUUACUGAUGACGAAUUCCGCCUUCUAGUAUCUAUCCCGUUUGCCUAUGCGAGCACAUCCUCAUGACUGGUAACAAUAAUUUAUUCUCAGAUUUCAAAACACCUGAAAAUUUUCACUCAGAAACAGCAUCAAGAAAUUGCGUUGAUCAACCCGCAAGCGUUGUAAAUUUAAAAUUACUAAAACGGAUCCUAUCACACGCUAAAAAAUCGUGGUUGCAACGGCGGGGUUGAAAUUCUCUGUCCCAGUUCGCAUAUUUACCAAACCCCAGUUUCCAAACUUUGAUAGAAAUUCUAUCCAAUUGUCAUCAAUCCUAUUGCUUUCCAAAAAAAAAGUCGGAGGAACACUUUUUACGUUAUAUUAAUCUAAUUUAUUCAGCCCAUACCAUCACGUAGUCUAAUGUCAUAAUAUCAAUCCAAGAGAGUACAAACUGGUAAACGUUUUAGAUUCCCUUUACCAAUCCUAAUACAUUUAGAAUUGUCCAGAGAGAGAAAUUUACCUUAAUCUUCAAGUCAAGGUCCCUUUUUUUUUUAGAGAAACCCGAUCUCAGUCAUAACUUAUCCCUUUCAAAAGUUUCAAAACAAGUCAGAUGAACACCUUUCACGGGGUAUUUUCCCUUGACGCAAGCAAUAUAAAAAUUGAUCAAAUUAUACUUUUUGCUUAGAGAAACUCAGCCAUUCGAAAGAAUGAUCUUUUUCAAAUUCUUUAAAGAAUCAUAGUUCUCCAAGCUCCAGCUCCAUGCAGCUUCAGCUGCAUUAAAGGACUUCAAAAACUUUUUAAAAGAUGUUUAGAGGUACUACUCUUAUUCGCACUAGGUGGUAACUCUCAUUCCUAGCCCCUAGAUUCGCUCUUUUCCCAUGCAGAAUAAAUAAACCUCAGUCCUCUUACCUCAAUGCCUAUUUACUCUGCUAGGACACUUCAUAGCCUUUCGAUUAUAUCUGCGUGGUACCAAUGACGACCCAAUACUAAUUAAUGACUUGAGUCAUUAAAGUUGAUAAAAAUCAAGCCUUUACAUAACUGGUUUACACUAUCACGUGUAGCAUCAUCUUACUUCAUAAUCAGCAAGACUGUGGUAAGACUUUCAACAAACAACCAGGUUGAGCACACGCAAGAUGCAAGAAUAAAAACAGUUAUGUUGAUGAGAACAAUCCCAUUAGUAAUCAUCAUCCACUUAUAAAAAAAAUGCUAUUGUCUCUGUUCUAUGUCUAACCCAGAGCAUCUUCUAAUGUCAACAUAAGCCAAUGAUUCUUGGUAUAUCGUUUAUGUAGGUACUUAUAUGACAAUCAGAUAGCAGAACUGCCACGUGGAGUCUUCAACUACAACACCAAGUUGAUUCGACUGUAAGUAAACAACCUUUUAAGAAGUCCCCAUGCUUAGCAGAGGGUCAGUUUACAAUUCAGAUGGCAAGAUCCAAACCCCAUAUCCCAGUUGGUAUAUUUAACGAUUCGCGGUUCCAAAUUUUAAGAGAAAUCGCAUCCCCAUUGUUAUAACUCCAACAAGCUUCCAAAAGGCUUAAAGAGACGUAAUCUACCAAAAAGAUGGACAAGAAAUUUGAAUUUAAUAUGUGUAGAAAAAUAAACAAACUUCAAUUGUAUAUAUCUUUUGAUUUCUCAUCAAAAGAGGCAGCUCAUUUCAAGCGCGGACAACGAAAAAUACAUCUCGCUUUUCUACUUAAACGAUGUCAAAAUGUAGUGUACGUGGAAAUGCCUCGUUUUUUAGGCCAUGAAGCAAAGCAGCUUAUAUCAAGCGCAGUGACUUGCAGCGACUUACGGCGCUUUACGUAGACAAAUGCAGCAAGCGUGGUAUAUGGCUAAAUAUGCAUCGAUUUUAAAGCCAUGGAGCGGAACAGCCCAUAACAAACGCGAAGGACUUGAAAGAUACCUCGUUCUUCAAGCGCGGAUGACUUCAAAUCUCGUUCUUCAACCCUUAAAGCAAAAAUACGCUUUACACAGAAAUAUAAAGUCCAGUAUACGGGAAAUAUGCCUCUUUCUUAAAGCCCUGAAGCAAAGCAGCCAAUUUCAAGCGGGGAUGACUUGAUUUAUAUUGUGUUCUUCCAAACAUUUAAACAAAACGGCGCUUACCGCAGAAACAUUGGAUGCAGCUUACGAAAAAUAUGCCUCGUUUGUAAAGCCAUGAAGCAAAAGGACUCAUUUCAAGGGCGGAUCACGUGAAACAAAUGGUAUUCCUCGACCCAUUAAGCGAAACCACGUUUCGCACCGGCAUGUGCAGUAUAUGCGUGAAAUAUGCCUUUUUCGCCAGGCAAGGAAACGAAGUUGUUAGAUGCUGAAUUCGAUAGAAGUAAAAUCUGUUUUACUAUUUCCCUUUUGAGGUGAACGAAGUUGGCAAACAGAAAUAUGAAAUAACACAAUGCCAGUCACAAGAGAUCACUCUCUCAAAGUACGUCGGCAGUUUCCUGCAUUCCUUAUAUUUUUAUGACAAUCGAUAUGCCGAGUAGUUCGAGAAUUGAAAAGUUGCCGUUGAGUUACUCUUCCGAGUCAGCUAGGUGGAAGGUAUUGCAUGAAAAAAAAAAAAAAAGAAAAAAGAAAAAGAAAAAAAAAAUUGACAAAGGUUCCUUUUGUUCAUUCGGCCAAUUUCACAGAAUUUUGUCCAUUCUACAUACGCUACUAGUCUGUUUUAAGAGGGUAAAUUUGUCAAAAUGAUAUUGCGGGUAUUGGUCUUUUUAACCUCUCGCGAUCUCGCCCCUCUUCGUCUCUUCGUCUGAAUGUUUCAUGAUAUGAAAUUAACCCCUCUAUAAUUAUUUCCUCAGACCAUAAUGCAAAAGCGUUUGAAAACAGAGUUGAGUUUAAGUAGAGUUUGGUUGUGAAGUGUCUUCAGCCGUCUUGCAGCCGAGGUUUAGUCAAGUAACCAUAUAGUCAGUGCUUUUUUUCGGUUUAUCGAAUUGACGAUCGCGUCAAAUUUAUCACUACCCUAUAUCAUUCAAAGGCAUCGUUUCAUACUGCCUAGAAGCCUAGCGCGUUCGAGAUUGCCUUCGUCUGUAUAUUUUUUUGAACAGACUUUUUACUUCAGUGCAGAUCGGUUUUGCCAAGCCGGCACCUUGAGUAAGAUUUUAUUUCAAAAGUUGUUGAAUGAACCAUAGCGUUGCGUGAACAUUGUGAAAACGCUAAGGAAAGAAAAGCCCAUGUUAAUAAAAUUGCCCUAUGGAUCUGUGAUCUGCGUUGUUUAGUUUUCGUUUACCCGUCAACAUCGCUUGGUUAUUUUGGAAAACUAGUGAAGCUGAAUGGUGGAAGAUCAAUGAUGUAUGGCAACUAUAUAUAUCCUUUAGAACUUUUAAUAAUGAAAAGCCGAUUAGUGUAGCCAUCUUGAGUGAGAACUUUCCAUCUUAUCCUAUCUUGUCUCUAAACUUGCCCUUUUUUUGGUUUGCGUGACACUUAUGUAUUCCUUUUAGUCGUAAGUGAAGUGAUGUGCGUUUUCUCUGGGGAGACCGAUUUAUGAGCUUUUAGCGCAAAAUCCAAUGAAUUAGGGUGAAAAAUAACUUUAUCCUUUAAAAAACAGCUUGGUUAAUACACAGAGUUAGUCGUCCCCCCUUCUAACUCUAGUCUAUACUUUUUUGAUAAUUCUAUAUUCUAGUAGGAAUUGACACUUUUUGCGUGCUUUACCAGCUCCAUGAAUAAAUAUUCAGUUUAAAAUGUAUGCAGUUAAAAGGCUGCACGCGCGCAACACGCAAACUGCGUGUCAUUACACGCACCUGCAAGUGUGAGUUUGAAAAACGUAUACAUAACACAAAUCAUUUUACUAGCUCAGUAUGCACAUUAAACAUGUGUACUAAGAUAAUUGAUUCACAAUUAUUCGUAAGAUUUUUGACGAACAUGGGCAUAUAUAGUGAAAACGAAUUUUGGGCGACUUGCCAUAAUAUUUCAAAUUUGUCUGAUGGAUGCUGACAUCCUCUCUUAAGAACCCAUUCCAGCGUGAUCGUAGCAGGGCGGGAUGGAAACGGUAUGUUUGGAUGCGAAAGAAUCAAAUAUGUGUGGUGCAAGUAUCGGUUUCGGUGGCAAAGGGAUGUCUCAGGCGUGCGAGAUCUCGGCUGUUGGCAGCUGUUCUGAGGCGUCAAGAUGGGGAUUUGAGAGUGUUCCGGUACUAUGUGAUGUUCCACGUCAAUGGAAUUCGUCUGCAGGAUCUUAACCAGUGCCAGCUUUGCACAUUCUGAGCUAGAAAGGAGAGGUGGCUCACCUUUUACCCAUUGGUUUGAGCUAAGAGUUUUCAUAGGUGAAUAAGGUUGCCUUGUUGUGAGGAGAUAGUUUAUUUCGUCCGCCCUAUAGGGAUCAACGAUUGAGCAAUUUCAUCUGGCAGUGUGUUGCAUGUGGAGGCAGUAUGUAACUGCACCAUGAUUGCUUUGUUUAUGUCCUUGGUCACACCCAGUUCCAAGGGGCUGGACAAUUUACGCCCCAGGGCCGCGCCUCUUGGAUUUUUUGUUGUAGACAGUUUGAGCAUGUACUUCUGGUUUGAUAUCAACUGUAAAGAGAUCAAUUUCAUGCUCUUCCCCUGAACUGGCAGUAAGAUGGUGUGCCUGGGGUUUGGUAUCAGAAAUCCAAUUUCAAUCGUUCAAAAUCCCAUUUAAAUUCACGUUUCAUGGAGUUUUUCCCCACGCACAAGACCACAUUUUUUGUAACGACUCAUACAGAGGAUCUGUUAAAUUUUAUCGCAACACAACCCAAAUCCUCUGACUCCUCCCUUUCGCCAACUCAGGCGAUAAAUUAUGACCGGUGACGAAGGUCUCGAGGGAUUUUAAAUUUUUUUAUUAAUCCCACCAGCUUCAAAAAAAGGGUUCAGAGAGAUGGAGAGAUGGAGAGAUGGAGAGUUCAAAACUCAACCAGUCGAGAGGAAAUUCAAGUCAACAAGUAACAAAAUCAACAAAUUCCAACCUCCUCCUUCCCACUUCCCCUCCCACUUUAAGAACAUAUUGUUAGUUCGUAAUACUGAGAUCAAAGUCGAACAUCUCACAUCGCGUAUUUACCAAAACUCGGCUCUAAAUUUUAAUUGCCCACUGGUCCAUAUGAUCGGCUGCAUUGAAAAUCAACUAAACCUAUGUUACCUGCAGGUGAGCUAAAAUUUUAGCACUUGCCGAAAAGGAAUCUAAAAUAAAAAAAAAAAAAACAUUCUCUGAACCUCUAAACUUUGCCUUGCUCCCAAAUUUGCUACAUUUUUGUUUAUUAAGAGAUUUCACAACAUAUUUUAAAUCAUAUUUGGACCCAUAUCCAGUUUAAUUUUACUAACUCAAUUUAAAUAGAAAAUUUUCAAAAGGAGAUGAUGCACCUCAGAAUCAUGUUUACCCAUGAAGAUGAGGUCUUAUAUUCAAUGAUAUGUCCAUUUCAUAGGUACUUACAUCGAAACCAAAUCAAGGAGCUACCACCAAGAGUCUUCGAUAACAACUCCGAGCUGACUCAGCUGUAA